CUUUACCUUUCACACUUGCCGUCAUUCAAAGAUGGGUAGUGUGGGAGAGCGCUGAGCACCAGAUCAAGGAGUGUUCUUCCAGCCAACUCGAACGCCAAUCCAUAUCCCUUCCUUUUUCAUCACCAUUUCACUACCUCCCGGACCGCGAGAUCCAUUCCUUGGUGCGCAUCUCUUCCAUUCAGCGCGGAAUGGCCGAAGACCAGAACGCAAUAACUCCAACUGAGGAGACUGGGGAUGUGGCUCUCACAAACGGCGAGAAUGGUUCUCCUACUGGGCUUCGUCGCUCCGGCCGCGUCCGCAAUUUGAAGCGCCCCUCAGAUCCCAGCGAAGACGCCGAUUAUACAGAUGGACCGUCGACCAACUCGCCUGCUCCGCGCAGCUCCCGACGGGAGUCAAAGCGAAGGGCAAGCCCGGAGGCCUUUGAAGUGCCCGAGAACUUACUGGAGGCAUCCUUAGGGCCGUGGAAGGAGAACGAGCAGUCGGAGUGGGCCAGUUGGGUCGAGUUGGAAUCUGACCCGGCCUUCUUCACAGCUAUUCUGGGUCUACUUGGCGUCAUGGGAGCGAGGAUAGAAGAAGUGCUCUCGGUCGAUGAGGACUCCCUGGCCGCUCUGCCGCCUCCGGUCUACGGCCUGGUAUUCCUAUUCGAAUAUGCCGGGGCACUGAGCGUGGACGCCGAAUCAGGAAAUCAAGAGGUGUGGUUCGCAAACCAGACCACUAGCAAUGCGUGUGCCACUAUUGCCUUGCUCAACAUCAUCAUGAACGCUGAGGGGCUCGCCCUCGGCGAGAAGCUUCGCAAGUUCGAAGAAGAAACCAGGGACCUGUCUCCUCCGCUAAGGGGACACAUGAUCGACCACAGCACCUGGAUACGGGUGGCUCACAACUCGUUCUCUCGCCGAUUGGACCACUUGAAUGCAGCUCUCGCUCUGCAGAAUGAAGUAGACAGCAAGAAGAAGCGAGUCAAAGCGGCUGGAAGGCAGAGCAAGAAAAAGCCCAAGCGGCAGACCAGCACGACGGAAAGAUCAGGCGGUAGUUCCGCAUAUCAUUUCAUCGCCUAUGUUCCCGUCAACCGCAAGGUGUGGCAACUGGACGGACUUAAGUCGGCACCCGUUUGUAUCGGCGAAUUUGAAGGUGACCAACACUGGACCUCUGUGGUGCAACCCGUGUUGCAGCAGAAAAUGCAGCGCCACCAGACCUCCUUCAGCCUCCUGGCUUUAUGCGGCGAUAAUCUCACCGACGUGCGGAAAGAGCGCGCCGCCAACAUCCGCCGCCUGGCCGAGCUCGAGGCAAAGUUCGGCGGCGACGAUUCCAACUGGCAGCCCAAGGCCGACCCAGACAUCAUCUGCAGCGCCAUCGAUAGCCGACUCGAGACAUACCUGCUCAACGCGCAAGACAUCGAGGCGGUUCCGGAAAGCGAGGUCAUACUGCCCGAGGCAACCGAGUCCGCCGCCGACGAGCGGGAGGAACUCGGCGAGGAGCAUAAGCGCCUCCGUGCCCAGUACGAGGACGUGAUCAGGAUGGCCGGCCAGGAGACAUCUGCCGUUCUCGGUCGCACCAAGGACUACACGCCUGCGAUUCAUGAGUGGGUCAAGAAGCUGGCAGACCACAGCGCAUUGAAGAGGCUGCAUGAGGAGGUGCAGCUCCAGAACGCCCAUUGAGGGGUAA
Parathielavia appendiculata is the source of this 1662-nucleotide messenger RNA. Its product is annotated as cysteine proteinase. The coding region runs from base 189 to 1655 and encodes 488 amino acids. Lineage: Eukaryota; Fungi; Ascomycota; Sordariomycetes; Sordariales; Chaetomiaceae. The transcript is spliced from 6 exons. Gene Ontology annotation, biological process: protein deubiquitination; ubiquitin-dependent protein catabolic process. Gene Ontology annotation, molecular function: cysteine-type deubiquitinase activity. Gene Ontology annotation, cellular component: cytoplasm. The record is from RefSeq and is a predicted model, not a curated record.